Macrosteles quadrilineatus (aster leafhopper) is the source of this 672-nucleotide messenger RNA. RefSeq names its product mediator of RNA polymerase II transcription subunit 22 (gene MED22). Gene Ontology annotation, cellular component: mediator complex. Gene Ontology annotation, molecular function: transcription coregulator activity. The transcript has 2 exons. The record is from RefSeq and is a predicted model, not a curated record. Lineage: Eukaryota; Metazoa; Arthropoda; Insecta; Hemiptera; Cicadellidae. Gene Ontology annotation, biological process: regulation of transcription by RNA polymerase II. Bases 145 to 570 code for a protein of 141 amino acids.
CAACUUGACUUUGGUGCAUAACCUAAUUUCUUAAAUGUGUGUGUGUGUGUGUGUGAAUAAUUAGGUAUCCUCUUCCAAAUUUGUAUUAGGCCUAGUUUAGCAGACCUAAUUAGCUCAAUAGCAACAAGAAUUAUUUAAUCCAAAAUGUCUGCUUCAAGAUCUUUACCUCAGAGUAAAGAAGCCUUAUUGAAAUCUUAUACUAGUCGAUUAAAGGAUGAUGUAAAAUCUAUGCUGGAAAACUUUGAAGAGAUAGUCAAGUUAUCGAAAGGAGAGAACGAAACUCAGCUACAGCGGAUGACUCAGUGCGAGCAGGACACUUACGAGAUGCACGUCCGAGCAGCAAACAUUGUCCGUGCGGGAGAAUCGCUCAUGAAGCUUGUCUCUGAUAUAAAACAGUAUUUGAUUCUUAACGACUUUCCGUCUGUCAAUGAAGCAAUCACACAGAACUCCAAGCUGUUCAGAACCAAACAAGCUGAGGCUGACCAGAAGUUAACAAUUCUCCGUGACGACAUGGCAGCAGAUCUGUAUGACCUUGAGGAGGAAUAUUACACUUCGGUGUACAAGUCGUAAAUGUUUUUGUGUGUGAAUGACUGUUAAAAUACUUCAGACAAGUGUGCUGUAUUAUUUUGUAAUAUUUUGAAUUGUAAAUAUAUUUCAUUUAUCCAUACUGAA